Striga hermonthica is the source of this 2922-nucleotide messenger RNA. Lineage: Eukaryota; Viridiplantae; Streptophyta; Magnoliopsida; Lamiales; Orobanchaceae. The record is from the annotation of a GenBank genome assembly.
AUGGCGAAAAAAUCAAGCUCAGAUAGUUCGAAGAAGAAGAAAAGUAAGAGCAAGAUUAAGAGCAAGUUAAGCGUUCUCAAUUCAGAGGCAAAGAAAAACAAAGCACCCAAAGAUAAUCCAUUCGAGAGCAUUUGGUCUCGGCGCAAGUUUAAUAUCUUGGGCAAGAAACGUAAGGACGAAGAACGCCGCCGUAUUGGGCUCUCUCGCUCACUCGCCAUUCAAAAGAGGCAAAAGACACUGCUAAAAGAAUAUGAACAGAGCGCAAAAUCUUCUGUCUUUGUUGAUAAGCGUAUUGGAGAGCAAAAUGAGGGACUUGGGGAGUUUGACAAGGCAAUUCUGAGGUCCCAACGCGAACGACAGUUAACCCUGAAGAAGAAAAGUAAGUAUAAUUUAUCUGAUGGGGAGGAAGAUGACUUUGAGAUUCCAGAUGAUGGGUACUUUCGGGAAAGGGACGAUUUUGAAGAUGAUGUACCUUUGGAUGAGGAUGAUGCUGGCCAAUCAAUUGGAUAUCCAAAAAAAUUAAAUCUGGAUACCCGUGAAGCUGAAGAUGGUUCAGGAUCAAGAACAGUUGAAGAAAAGGAAGAUAGGCCUAAGAGCAAGAAAGAAGUAAUGGAGGAUAUCAUCUCCAAAAGCAAGUUCUUCAAGGCUCAAAAAGCAAAGGAUAAGGAAGAAAACGAGCAGUUUAUUGAACAACUGGACAAGGAUUUUGCAUCUUUAGUACAGUCUGAGGCCCUCUUGUCCUUGACUCAGCCAAAUAAAAUGAAAGCCCUCAAGGCCCUUGUAAACAACAGCAUAUCAAUCGAUAAUGCGAAAAAAGAGGAGAUUGAUAAUGCUCAGAAGAAAGUUUCCUUUCAGCAGGAGAAACCCGAUCAAUAUGACAAGCUAGUUGGUGAAAUGGCACUUGACAUGCGGGCUCGGCCAUCGGAUAGGUCUAAGACACCUGAAGAAUUAGCUCAAGAGGAGAAAGAGCGUCUAGAGAAGUUGGAGGAAGAACGUCAGAAGAGAAUGGCUGUGGGCCAUGAUUCCAGUAAUGAAGAUGCAUCUGAGGAUGACGAUGAUGAAUCUGCAAAGCAGCGUACACAUAUAUCUGGGGAUGAUCUAGGUGAUUCAUUCUCUCACAAUGCCAAGGUGAAAACUAAAGCUAUCUGGAUCGAUGACAUUCUCAGAAAAGAAAAUGAUAACGAUAUCGAAAGUGAAGGUGCAGCUGAUUCUGGCGAAUCAGAAAACGAAGACAACGCUGCUGCUGAUGCUGCUGCUGCUGCUGCUGAUGAUGAUGAUGAUGAUGAUGAUGAUGAUGAUGACGACGACGAUGAUGAUGAGGAUGACCAUAGUGAAGAUGAGAAGCCUCAGUCUCUAAAGGACUGGGAACAAAGUGACGAUGAAAACAUUGAAGCUAAUUUGGAUGAUGAGGAUGAGGAUGAGGAUGAGGAUGAGGAUGAGGAUGAGGAUGAGGAUGAAGAUGGUGAUGGAGGUGAAGGGGGUGACAUGAUGAAAAAGAAAUAUAAAAAGAUAACGGAAAGUAGGGUUAAACAGAAAGAUGGUGAAAUUUCUGACAAUGCAAAAACUAACGCUAGCGAGGAACCACUUAAAAAAGUGGAGCUUCCGUACACGAUUGAGGCACCAAAGAGUUUUGAAGAAUUUAGUGCAUUGGUAGAGAAUUGUUCCAAUGAUCAGAUUUUGGAAGCUAUUAGACGAAUCCGGACGUUUAAUGCCAUCUCCAUUGCUGCAGAGAAUAGGAAAAAAAUUCAGGUGUUCUACGGGGUGUUGCUGCAAUAUUUUGCUGUUUUGGCGAAUAAAAAACCAUUGAAUUUCGAAUUGCUUAAUUUGCUCACUAAGCCUUUGAUGGAAAUGAGUGCUGAGAUCCCAUAUUUUGCAGCCAUAUGUGCUCGUCAGAGGUUGCUUCGUACACGAACUCAGUUCUGCGAGGAUAUUAAGAAUACAGGGGAAAGCUGUUGGCCUUCCCUGAAGACACUUUUUUUAUUGAGGCUUUGGUCGAUGAUUUUCCCAUGUUCUGAUUUUCGUCAUGCUGUAAUGACACCUGCUAUUUUGUUGAUGUCUGAAUACCUCAUAAGGUGUCCGAUUAUUUCGGGCCGGGAUAUUGCAAUCGGUUCCUUCUUGUGUUCCAUGGUGCUUUCUGUCUGUAGUCAAUCCCAGAAGUUCUGUCCCGAAGCCAUCACAUUUAUACAAACGAUGUUAAUGGCAGCUGUGAGUAAUAAACAAAGAUACAAAACAUCUCAGUUAUAUCAUCUUAUGGAGUUAAAGACGCUAAGUCCCCUACUCCAUAUGGAAGGCCGUAUUGAAGAGAUUAAUUCCUUAGAUUUUCUAGCAAUAAUGGACUUGCCAGCCGAUUCUCCUUAUUUUACAUCGGAUGAUUUCAGGGCCAGCAUCCUUUUUGCAAUUAUUGGAAAUCUCAAAGGAUUUAUCAAAAUUUACGAGGGAUUCAAAUCCUUCCCCGAGAUAUUCCUGCCGAUUUCAGAAAUAUUAAACGGGCUGUCAGAAGAAGAUCUUUUACCCGAUCAAUUGAAGGCCGAAAUCAAAGACAUUACCCAACUUAUCGAGAAAAAAUCCGAAGAACACCACUUAUUACGACAGCCAUUGAGAAUCCGAAAGCAAAAAGUUAUCAAAACAGCAAUCCCAAAGUUUGAGGACAAUUUUGUUAAGGGGAGGGAUUAUGAUCCUGACAGAGAGCGAGCCGAGAUAAAAAAGCUGAAGAGAAAAUUGAAACAGGAAGCUAAGGGGGCCAUGCGUGAAUUGAGAAAGGAUAAUUAUUUCUUGUUGGAGGUUAAAGAUAGGGACAAAGCGCGAAUGGAGGAAGAAAAAUCUGAGAAGCUCGGUAAAUUUAGAGCUUUUCUUCAAGAACAGGAGCAUGCUUUUAAAUCUGGGCAACUCGGGAAAGGAAAAGGCAGGAAGAGAAGGAGAUAA